GAGCAAGGAAACAAAGUUAUCUACUUGGGUUGGCACCAAAUCUAUAGCUGAGAAGUAAUAAAGCUUGGAACUGCCAUGGCAGCACUGAGCUACCCAUUUCAGCCCACAAACUGCAGGAGUACUUGCAGAAUUAGAUUCAGGUCUCCCAUCUCUUGCUCAUUCCAACCUUCACAGAGCAACAUUAAGGUAGUAAUCAAUGGUGCAGUCAAGGAAAUAGGUCAAGCUGCAGUAGUUGCAGUGACCAAAGCUAGAGGAAUGGAGGUUGCUGGUGCCGUGGAUUCUCAUCUUGUAGGAGAAGAUAUUGGAAUUAUAUGCAAAAUGGAGGAAGCUCUGGAAGUACCUGUCAUAAAUGAUCUCACCAUGGUUCUGGGUUCCAUCUCUCAGUCAAAAGCAACUGGGGUUGUGGUCGACUUCACUGAACCUUCCACUGUUUAUGACAAUGUCAAACAGGCAACAGCCUUUGGCAUGAAGAGUGUUGUUUAUGUGCCUCGGCUUAACUUAGAUACAGUAACUUCGCUAUCUGCGUUGUGUGAGAAGGCCACCAUGGGUUGUUUGGUGGCCCCUACAUUGUCUAUUGGAUCUAUACUCCUCCAGCAAGCUGCCAUUUCAGCAUCCUUCCAUUACAAAAAUGUAGAAAUUGUUGAAUCAAGGCCAAAUGCUUCAGAGCUUCCAACACCAGAUGCAGUUCAGAUUGCCAACAGUCUUUCUAAUCUUGGCCAGAUGUACAAUAGGGAAGAUCUUUCAACAAAUGUUUUGGCAAGGGGUCAAGUUCUGGGAGAAGAUGGAGUCCGCGUUCACAGCUUGGUCCUUCCAGGGCUUCCCUCCAGCACAGCGGUUCACUUCUCUGGGCCAGGGGAGGUUUAUUCUCUUAAGCACGAUAUAACAGACGUAAAGUGCCUUAUGCCAGGCCUACUACUGGCCAUCAGGAGAGUAGUGCGGCUCAAGGUAACCAAUAGCUUCAAAUUUCCUCCCCUGUUCUCUUCAAUUCCUCAGCCCUGUUUGAACAAGAAGUUUUUAAGGGUCUUUCUCCUGUUUUCUUCUUUCUUCAACAGAAUCUGGUGUAUGGCUUGGAGAAGUUUCUGUAGAGACUCAAUCUUCUUCAGCCUCCUUUAAUCGAAGAGAAAACACCACAGAGGAGACUCAUGGCUGUAGGCUUGAACAGAUAGAGUACAUUACUGCUGAGAGCAAAAACAUUUUCAACUCCAGAUGUAAAAGAUAAAUUAAGCAGAGAGAAACAAUACUUUGAACUAUCCAUGUCCCCCUACACAGAUGUAGAAGAUAAACUAAUUGAAAAUUUUCCCUGUUAUUUGGUUUUGGUCUAAGUGCCAGUAAAAGAAUUUUUGUGA
Messenger RNA from Macadamia integrifolia, 1346 nucleotides. RefSeq names its product dihydrodipicolinate reductase-like protein CRR1, chloroplastic. The record is from RefSeq and is a predicted model, not a curated record. NCBI's taxonomy places the organism in Eukaryota, Viridiplantae, Streptophyta, Magnoliopsida, Proteales, Proteaceae. Gene Ontology annotation, cellular component: chloroplast stroma. The transcript has 9 exons. The coding region runs from base 76 to 1113 and encodes 345 amino acids. Gene Ontology annotation, molecular function: 4-hydroxy-tetrahydrodipicolinate reductase activity.